Molecule: messenger RNA, 838 nt
Organism: Melopsittacus undulatus (budgerigar)
Lineage: Eukaryota; Metazoa; Chordata; Aves; Psittaciformes; Psittaculidae
Product: calmodulin, striated muscle
Exons: 2
Coding region: 110-559 (149 amino acids)
Molecular function (GO): calcium ion binding; enzyme regulator activity
Source: RefSeq, a predicted model, not a curated record
UCCCACAUGCUCCAACCCUUCCUCCUCCUCCUCCUCCUCAUCCGGGGAGCGGCCCCAGAGGGAGGAGGCUCCGUGGCGUGCCGGGACAGCUCCGGGAGCAGGGAACACCAUGGCGGAGCGGCUGUCGGAGGAGCAGAUUGCCGAGUUCAAGGAAGCUUUCUCCCUGUUUGACCGGGAUGGGGACGGCUGCAUCACCACCAAGGAGCUGGGCACCGUCAUGCGGUCCCUGGGGCAGAACCCCACCGAGGCCGAGCUGCAGGACAUGGUGGGAGAGGUGGAUGCCGACGGCAGCGGCACCAUUGACUUCCCUGAGUUCCUGUCGCUGAUGGCGAGGAAGAUGAGGGACACGGAUAGCGAGGAAGAGAUCCGGGAGGCUUUCCGUGUGUUUGAUAAGGAUGGCAAUGGGUACAUCAGUGCGGCGGAGCUGAGGCACGUCAUGACCAACCUGGGUGAGAAGCUGACGGACGAGGAGGUGGAUGAGAUGAUCAAGGAGGCCGAUUGCAACAACGAUGGGCAGGUCAACUAUGAGGAGUUCGUGCGGAUGAUGACGGAGAAGUGAGGUCCCAUUGCCAGCAACAGCCGCCAGCCCCAUCGCACAGGGAACAGAGGCUUUGGUGGUCUCCCAACCUUUCCAUCCCCUAUUGCCUUCACUCCACCAUCCAGGGCUUGGAAAACUCAUCACCAGCCAGUGCCUGCAUCGGAUGCAGGCAUCCCACCUGGCAGGAUGGGGCUUGGGGUGCAGAUGGACACAGGGGGCUCCCCAUGGGAUGCACCUCUUGUGUCUGUAGAGGUUCUGGUGGACACCACACUGAGUCCAAUAAAGAAAUGUCCCCCCCUA